Molecule: messenger RNA, 6877 nt
Organism: Eriocheir sinensis (Chinese mitten crab)
Lineage: Eukaryota; Metazoa; Arthropoda; Malacostraca; Decapoda; Varunidae
Product: oxidoreductase HTATIP2-like
Exons: 5
Coding region: 551-1222 (223 amino acids)
Biological process (GO): import into nucleus
Cellular component (GO): cytoplasm
Molecular function (GO): oxidoreductase activity, acting on the aldehyde or oxo group of donors, NAD or NADP as acceptor; NAD binding
Source: RefSeq, a predicted model, not a curated record
UUAUCUCUCCCCCAAUACUCAUAUCUUCGCAUAUUCCUGGUAGUCUCCGUUUUUUUAUCCAUGUUAUUCCUUAAUUUGUUUGAGGGAAUACUCUUAAUUUUUACUCCUGGGACUUCAUUUUCCUUACCCAUGGCCUCUUCCUUAUCCCUAGUGUGGCCCAUCCAUAGUUACUGAUGCUUUUAUUGAUAUCUUUAUUUAUUUAUAUAUUUAUUUUUUCACAUUAUGGCCUAUAGUGCUGGUAGACUUUCUUUUAGGGACCUGGUGGUUGGCCAUUGUUCAUCAUGGUGCAGGCAAGUGUUUAUGGUAGUGCCAUCUAUUCUUGGCUCAUGCUGCCCCCCAGAGCUCAUUCUUGAUUUACUUGGAGAGUUCUUCUAGGGUCCAGGUUGAUAGGUGGUCUUCAGGACAGCAGGGCGGAGUGGGCAAAAAUGAGCGGCUUUUCCGAUACCCUACCCCCCUGUCCACCCAGCAGUGAAUGGGUACCAGACUCAGCCUCCUCUAGAAACAAGGGGGACGCACGAUCCAGGACUCAGCAGCGGCAGUGUGAGGCAUCAUGAGUGGGCUGGUGGCACUGGUGCUGGGGGGUUCAGGGGAGGUGGGACAGGAGCUGGUGCGGGAGCUGAUCAAUCACCCGUCCUUCUCUCGUGUUGUCCUGAUAACCCGCCGGCAGCUGGAACUCAAAUCAGACAAGACAGAACAGCGGCUUGUGGACUUUGACAAGCUAGAUGACCACAAGGAGGCUUUUGAAGGAGCUCAGAUAGCAUUUUGUUGUCUGGGCACCACGCGGGGGAAGGCUGGGGCCAAGGGGUUUGUGCAAGUGGACCGAGACUACGUGGUCCAUGCUGCCCGCCUGCUGAAGGAAGCUGCCUGCCCUCACUUCAACUUGGUUACAUACAGCGGUGCCAACAAAAACUCCUUCUUCCUCUACCCCAAAACUAAAGGUGAAGCCGAGGCAAUGGUCACAGAGCUCAACUUCCCUCGACUGUCCAUCUUCCGACCUGCGUUGCUCCUCUGUGAACGCCAGGAGUCAAGGCCCAUGGAAAAGGUUGCUCAGAUUGUUGUCCGAGGGUUUGACUGGCGGAACAAGAUUAGCGUUGGGACAGACACUGUAGCGAGGGCCAUGAUUAUCAACGCCUUAGAGCCUCAGUCACCCUCCAAGUCUGAGGAGGAGUGCAAAGUAGAGAUCUUUCAAAACAAUGACAUACUGCGCCUUGGCAUUGACUGAUGGAUGGCUGCAACACGGAGGAUGUGGUGCCUGUGCUGUGCCUGUGCUUGGUUGUUGAGUGAUCUUGGUGAUGUCUUCGUUUGCACAUUAUGUUGGUAUGUAUUCUGAUGCACUGACACUUCUUCCAGGCAUCUUGAAUAUUGAGUUUUACCUUCAAGCAGAUUAUUAUGUUUGGUGACAGUUUUGUUGUUUAUUUUUAUCUCUCGUCUUCAUUUUCACUUCUCUCUGUUAACCUGGUAGCUGCGGGGAUCAUGUUUCUUAAAGGCCCCUCUAAGCGAGAAAAAGGAGAAAAAAAAUCAUCAUUCACGCAGACCAUUUCAUAAUGAUAUAUAUCAACGCAUUUGUGAUCAGUUUAUGCAUCAUCUGUUUUGGGGGGGUUUAUAUCAUGGCAAAAAUUUAGCCCGUCGCUGGUACACGGUAAAGCCACAAAUUUGGCCCGUCGCUGGUACACGGUAAAGCCACAAAUUUAGCCCGUCGCUGGUACACGGUAAAGCCACAAAUUUGGCCUGUCGCUGCUACCGGGUUAAGGUUUGAAAAAUUCUUCUGUUAUUUUCUUUUUUUGUCUUGUAAUCCUCAUAUUGUUUCACAGUAUCAUUUGGGACAAUAUGGAGAUACUUGAUUGCACAAAUUAACUCGGUGGACUUUUUGUGUUGUUAUCUACUUUAUUUACAUGUAUGCUCCUUCAGUAGUUGUGACCUUAUGUGUAGAGAAGGCAGGUUGUAUAAGACUUACCCAUUGUGUCUUAAGAUAUUGGCCAGUGCCCGGUAACUAGUCCAUGAGGGUUCAAAUGCAUCCAUUCCAUAUUUAUUCCAUUCAUCUGGUUUAUUAAUUAAGAGAACUCUUUGGUUGGUAUUACAAGACACUUUCGCUUCUCACAUCAGCUAUUUCUAAAGGUCAAAGAGGGGGUCAGUCGGGUUCUAAUGAGUGUUUCUUGGGGUUCACGGUACAGAAGAAGGGUCGCAAUACCACCAGGGUCAUAAAACUACUCCUGGAAAUGCCCACAACUCCUACGAAAGCCUUGUCAAUUAUGUGUUCUUGGGCGGCGAAAUGUCUUGUGAUACGACCCUUUCAGUUCAUAUUACCGAGAAACUAAUUUUCAUAUAACACUAAUAGAUUGGUUACCUCAGGCAAAUGUAUCAUUAUUUACAAUUUUACAUACUUCUUUGCCAGGUAACUUUCAUUAUAAAAUCUAGACGUGGACAUUGAAAAGUGCUAUUAGGAAUGUGAUCAUGAGCCAGAAUCCUUCAUAAACACACUAGGAUGUAAGACCCUGGGCCAGUCUUAUAGUCUGGUACAGCACGUUUGUAAGCUCCCCAACCAAACACAAAACACAACGAAAAUUCCUUGUAUAUUUUUUUUUUUAUUUAUUUAUUUAUUUAUUUUUUUAUUUUUAUUUUUUUUACAGCAGAAGAGUCAGUUCAAGGGCAUAAAAAAAUGGUAACAAAUGUGAAGAAAAAACACUAUACAAGGAAUUUUUGUCAUGUUUUGUGUUUGGUUGGGGAGCUUACAAACGUGCUGGACUGGAGUGUAAGACUGGCCCCCUGUCUACUUCCCUGGUGGUUGAGGUGCUACACAUCAUGCAUUUGGUACUUUUAUGGUUUGUGUUUGGUUGGGGAGCUUACAAACGUGCUGAACUGGACUGUAAGACUGGCCCCUGUCUACUUCCCUGGUGGUUGAGGUGCUACACAUCAUGCAUUUGGUACUUUUAUAUGGUUGUGUGCAUUUUGACGUCAGGAUCCAAGGCAUUGAGCGUAUAUAUGUGAUAUAUGGUUAGUGAUUCACUAUUUGUACUAGUGUUGUUUCAGCUCCUGCAUUAUGUCUUGGUUGUGAAAGAAGUUGCCUGAAUUAUUUGUAACUUUUCAGGGACCCGGAAGUUAUCAUGGUUUCCUUCUUUUGUCUGUUUUUGAUAUUUGUUUACUUACCUUUUAUCCAGUCUUGCUUACCACUAAUAGAGGUCUAUAACUAGGAGGGAGAAGAGGGUAUUGGCACACUUUUCCAAAUGUUCUCCUCUUCCAGGUAAUAUGCAAAAAAUGACCAGUAUAUAUAUUUAGAUAUUUUUUUGUCUGUGAUAUAAUUCAUUGUUAACAAUUAAUCCUUAAGUCCAGCAUAAAUUCUCAAACGUCUUAUUUUCCUAUUUUCCUAUUGCUCUUAAGAAUUGUGCUUCCAUACUUAAACUGUGCAGUCAAACUCUUGCCUCUGCCUACCAACAGCUGUCUUUUCUUCCAGCUGGAAAUACACGUACAUACAACUUCUGCCUAAAAAGGAUGGCCACUCUAACCCCUUAAAUUCAUAUCCUGCCUCUUUUUAAGCUUUAAGAAACCAUCCUUCUCAGGAAAUUUCUUAAGCAUCUAUCAACUUUUAAUCUUUCGUCUGAUUAUAUCAGUAUGGGUUCCACAAAGGGCAUCAUCCUGGUGAUGUUUUUGCCUUUUAAAGUGAUCGUUGGUCAUCCUCUCUUUUCAUUUCAAGGAAACUAUUGCUGUUGCCUCAGACAUCAUGGAAUCUCUCAACAGAGUGUGGCACAAAUUUUUACUAGCUAAACAACCCUCCCACAAACUCUAUUCUCUGUACUCUUAUCUUGUUCCAGUCUGGUUGAUUUGUUUUUUGCUGCAGUAAAUGGUUACGGUUUUGAUCCUAUAAACAGUGGUCUUCCACAGGAAUCUGGUCUCUCAGCCACUCUUUCACUUGGAGUGUCUCUUGUAUCAAGCAAAGUUAGGGUGCCUCUCACUAAGUAAAAAAACAGUUUUAAUGGUAGCAGGAGUGUCUUGGUUCUUUAUCUCAGACUAAUUCAUGGCUGUGUGGCUCCUGACUUUCCCAACAUUCCUAGUUGCUCUGAACAUGUCUGACUACAGACCUCUAACAAUUCUUUCAGUCUUAUCUAAAGUUAUGUCCACAUGUUUUGCUAGGUUUAUGGAAAGUUCUGGUUUGUUUUUAUCUUGCCAUGUGCACACAGAAAAAUCAGGGCACCACUUAUACACUUGUGAUGAUUAUUUAUGAACAUCAAUCAUCACUGAAUGAAGGAUCUGAAGCCUACGGGUAGUCUUUUCUGCAGCAUUUGAUCAUGUCAACCAUAAUGGCCUCCUGUUAGCACUUUGUAGUAUAGGGUGUCCUGUUCUCUGAAGUGAGCCAGUUUUUGAGGGAUCACACUCAUUGUAUCUGUGUGGACAGUAGUUAUAGUGUGCCUGAGGGAAGUGAGUUGGGUCCUUUGCUGAUCAUUACUUAUGCUGAAGAUUCUCACCAAUAAUAGCUUUUUAAAUAGCAUUUUUGACAAUAACACAAGUUAGAGUAAAUUCCAAGUGUUUACAAUUGCUUUUGGAUUUUUUCAAAUAACAGAUAUUUUUCUGGAAGUGAGUGUCUUGGCCCAUCUUAUAUUUACUGCCAUCUUGAUGAUUUUGGGCCGCUUUCACAGUCACUUUGUUUGUUUUGAUCGUUACCAAUGGCGGCGAUCGACGCUAUAGUUUUCCACGUGAAACUGGCCUAUGGAGUAGUGGUGGCUGCAGAGGAAGCGAGAGGUGUUGAGAGUGUGUGGUAAGGUGCGGGGCUAGGCUAACCCAACAGCUGCCACUACCCCAUAGGCCAGUUUUAAGUGGAAAUACUAUAGCGGCGAUCGCCACCAUUGGUAACGAUCAAAACAAACAAAAUGACCGUGAAAGCGACUCAUAGUCAUCAAACUUGUUCCCUGGCCAAGCAUUCACUAAGCUCUUACAAUAUUGUAUGCAACUCCUACAAUGCUGUAAACUUGUAACCCUGUUCACAAAGCACUACAACAUUCUCUGGAGGUUGUACCCAAGGCUCUUACAAUAUUGUAUGCAACUCCUACAAUGCUGUAAACUUGCAACCCUGUCCACAAAGCACUACAACAUUCUCUGGAGGUUGUACCCAAGGGUGCAAAUAAUGUAUAUCUGUGAAGGCAAUUAAGUCUUACAACAUCUCUCAGGUUUACACAAAUGGCAUUAUAAUUAGGGUUUCCCAACAACAAAAUGCAUGGAAGAAUGUCUCAAAAUAAAUCCCUCCAUUACAGUGACUGCAAAAGGUAUAAAGUGCCCACCAUAGAAAUCAAUGAGAAAAUGUGCCUUAAUGUUUUUGCACUUUGCUUAUAACAGUCUCGCAACUGACCCAAACCAUCAUGUUUAUCAAUUAUCAAUGUUCAGGCACACCAGGAAAACAAGACAACCCUCAGUUCCUGCCUCAGUGCUCUUUGAUCUUCCUGAGAGUACACCUGUGCUGCUUGCUCUUGUACUGCUACCCUUUACACCUGUCCCCUCUUAUUUGCAGGGUUAGGGGACAUGGCCCCCUUGGGAAUACAAGAAAUUCUUGAAUGUUUGGCUUGCUCCCCCCAAGCCUCUAGACUUACAAAAAUCAGUGGCAGCAUUUUACACAAACUGUACCUAAUAAGCAUUUCUGUUUAGGUCAAGUGUAUUGAUUUCUUGUUGCUUGAUCCUCUCACUUUGCUGGAUCUUUUUCAUUUUAAAUGUCUAUCAUAUACUUUUAUUCCUUUUAUCUUUAACUGCGUCGUAGUUUAUUGACUCUUAGGUGUGUUGGGCUUAUAGACUGUAACUUAAAAUAUUUGUGCUCCUUAGGCCAAUAUUGUAUGCAACUCCUACAAUGCUGUAAACGUGCGUUGUAUUGUUUGAUAAUAAUGGCAAUAAUGAUAAUAUUAAGAAUACUUAUAUUGACUAAGACUUUGCCUGCUCACUGCACAUUUCCUGCCUCUCCUUUACAGUUCAGAGGUUUCUGGUUACAGGCCAGUGUCCUCUCACAUUGUAGUUGUAGGAGCCUAGAGAUGCUGAGCCAUUGCUGCAUACAAGAUGCAAACACUGAUUAACUCACCAAAUGGGUGCAUCACUAUAUUAGGAGGGCACUGCACUGUUGUUGGCACUAGAGACCAGAGCUCUUAUUCCCUCCCAAUUUUCAAUUGAGUCACAGUUUAGCAGCUUUGUGAACCUUAUUGGGGGCACCAUAAGAAACUAAGAAAUACAGAAAGUGUCUAAGUGUGUGGUGGCCCAAAACAAAAUGCUCAGCUGUUGGCUAGUUUACGUGACAGCAUUAGGCCACAGCACUUCUGUGGUUUGUUUUCUUCAAAGUGCUUUUGGGCCUCCUAUAAACACCUUUCCCUGCACAACACACUGGCCAAGUUGAAACUGUUUUACUGAUUAUCUUGUAUCAGAUAAACAUUUUCUCCUCAGUUCAUGAGGUACAAAGGGGCCAGUGAGGAAGGAACUAACUGCUAUCAGGAUGGUUAGUUGGGUGCUUACUCCGAGGCCAGUGCAGGGGUCUUGUGUGUGUGGUGUGGUACAGCUAUGCAUUAUUAAUUUACCUGCAGGGUGAACCUGUAAGUUUUAGCUAGACUUUCACAUUGUUUGUGUUGACUAGUCAACACUUCCUGGCCCAGUCCAGGCAUUACCUUCAGACUACCAGGCCACAUGUACUCUUCUACCCAAACACCUGUUCUCUACCAUUGUAUCCAUCAGGCUUGAGGCCCUCAUGGAUGCCUCCCUUGUGGACCAGGGGACAGGUGGCCUGGCUCCUGUACCUUACAUAGUCUGUGGGUUGAGUCCUAACCACAUUAUGACAAAAAAGCAUGAGACUAAUGCAUUGACAAGGAGAACCAGUUAUUGUUUGUUGUAUCUUUACUAGCCCAUAAAAAUAUGAUUGAUA